AAAUUCGCUGUCUGCAAGUGCUGGUUGUGACUUUAUCCAUGCACUGGAAAGAUAAGAUAGUGAGAGUGUGCUGUGUCUACCGAGCCGGCAUACAACAAGACUGAGACUGCAAUCAGUGGGAAGAGGGCCAGCUUCCCUGCCUGAGCUCUCAGCGCCCCUACUGGCUGCACGCUGUGCCAAUCAAAGGCUGGUGGGUGGGGAGCAGCCAGACAUGAACACUGAUGUCACAGUCACAUGGAUUCUGGUGUGGUCAUGCUCGGAGGCUGAGAGACAGAAAGCUGUGCUGGCCAGCUGCUGCUGAGACAGCAGUGGAAGGCUUUGCGCUGGUGAUAGUUCUUCUCUUAUGGACCCGAACCUUAAUGAUGUAUUUUGUGAUUUCAGCUAUGAAAGCUCAAAUCGAAAUAAUUCCCUGCAAGAUCUGUGGAGACAAAUCAUCAGGCAUCCAUUACGGCGUGAUAACAUGUGAAGGCUGUAAGGGCUUCUUCAGGAGGAGUCAGCAGAGCAAUGCAGCGUACUCCUGUCCCCGUCAGAAGAACUGCUUGAUCGACCGCACCAGCCGCAACCGCUGCCAGCACUGCCGGCUGCAGAAGUGCCUGGCGGUGGGCAUGUCACGAGAUGCGGUGAAGUUCGGCCGCAUGUCGAAGAAGCAGCGGGACAGCCUGUACGCCGAGGUCCAGAAGCACCGGCUGCAGCAGCAGCAGCGUGACCACCAGCAGCAGCCCGGGGAGGCGGAGCCGCUCACGCCCAGCUACGGCCUCUCGGCCAACGGCCUCACGGAGCUGCACGAAGACCUGAGCGGCUACAUGGACGGCCACACCCCCGACGGCAGCAAGCCGGACUCGGCGGUCAGCAGCUUUUACCUGGACAUCCAGCCGUCCCCCGACCAGUCGGGCCUGGACAUCAACGGCAUCAAGCCGGAGCCCAUCUGCGACUUCGCCCCGGGCUCCGGCUUCUUCCCCUACUGCUCCUUCACCAACGGAGAAGCCUCCCCCACAGUGUCCAUGGCUGAACUAGAACACCUGGCCCAGAACAUCUCAAAGUCGCACAUGGAGACGUGUCAGUAUCUGCGAGAGGAGCUGCAGCAGAUGACCUGGCAGGCUUUCCUGCAGGAGGAGGUGGAGAGCUACCAGAGCAAGCCCCGGGAAGUCAUGUGGCAGCUGUGUGCGAUCAAAAUAACAGAGGCCAUUCAGUAUGUGGUGGAGUUUGCCAAGCGCAUCGACGGCUUCAUGGAGCUGUGUCAGAACGAUCAGAUAGUGCUGCUGAAAGCAGGCUCUUUGGAAGUUGUGUUUGUCAGAAUGUGCCGUGCCUUUGACUCGCAAAACAACACAGUCUAUUUUGAUGGAAAAUAUGCCGGACCUGAUGUGUUCAAGUCAUUAGGUUGUGACGACUUGAUCAGCUCCGUCUUCGAGUUUGGGAAAAACUUGUGUUCUAUGCACCUGUCUGAGGAUGAGAUCGCCCUGUUCUCUGCCUUUGUGUUGAUGUCUGCUGAUCGGUCAUGGCUUCAGGAGAAGGUGAAGGUGGAGAAACUCCAGCAGAAGAUACAGUUGGCUCUCCAGCACGUCCUGCAGAAGAACCACAGAGAGGACGGUAUUCUCACAAAGUUGAUAUGCAAAGUGUCGACACUGCGAGCGCUGUGCAGUAGGCAUACAGAGAAGCUUACAGCUUUCAAAGCAAUAUACCCAGACAUUGUGCGUGCCCACUUCCCCCCCUUAUACAAGGAGCUGUUCGGAUCAGACUUUGAGCAGUCCAUGCCCGUUGACGGGUAGCAGCCCUGCCAGGUGCCAGUGUGCCCACCGUAGGGGAAUGUGGCGGAGGAAUCUGAGACACUUUACCGGUGCCCUGCACAAACCAGAGCGGACAGAUGGCACACUGUUCAACUUCUUCUUUUACAUUGGAGGGGAGGGCUUAGGGAGUUGAUUGUCAAGGUUUACUAUGUUGAAUUUAGUUCUCUUUGGAAGACGCAUGGGACCCGACACCCCACGGGACACGAGGAGAAGAUAGGAACAAAUCAUUUCUGUUUGGUUGAACUUGACCCUCUUAUGCGCUUUUUUUUUUUUUUUUUUUUUUUUUGAAUAUCAAACAUCACGAUUGACUUCAUUCAUUAAUUGUUAGCAGUAUUCCUUAUAUAAGAAAUCAUUUUCUGGCACAUAUGAAGCACGAUCACAUAAGCAAUUGGAAAAAAAAUGAUAGCUGAAGACCUCUUUUGUUAAAAGAUGACCGCAUCAGUAUUAAAUUUUUGUUCUUGUCGACAAACCUGCCAACUUAAAUCUUCGAAAUACCUGACAGACGCGCACAUUUCGGUCAAGUUCAGCCAUCUUUCUCUCGUGUUCGGACUCUUUUGGACACCGUGCUUGGAAUGAAAACUCACAGCAACUUUGAGGGAGGUUCCACUGGCAUAAUGAUGCAAUUGGCGCCUCUCUAUGGACAAUCGUUUAAAAGAGAAUUAAAAAAAAAAAAAAUACUAGAAUUCUGGUAAUUCUAAUGAAAACGCAAUGAUUUUAGCUGUCAAAGACUCCAUCCACCAUUGUUGCAUAGUGAAAUCAUGUAAGGCCAUCUGCUAUUAAUCCUUCUCUGGACAGGUGCCCUGGAGAAGCACAGGGCACCAACACAAUGAAAAGGGUCCAUUCCACCUGUUUUAUAAUGUACUACAGGGUAUAUGGUCAUAAGUACUUAAUAUACAGAAAAAAGUAAUGUUUAUAGAAUCUAUUUUAAAUAACAUGUAUGAUAUUAGUAGUUAGACCAUUCUUAAUUGUUGAAUUGAUAAGGCACUUUUAUUUACACCUUUCUUUAAUUUAAGACUUGUAUAUUUACCUAGUGUUGUGUUGCAUGUGCACAAGAAAUACAAGUUGAAUCAUGGUCACAGGGGUCGAGUCCUGGGAGCUGCAGACGAUGCUGGUUUGGAAGGGAGCGGGAUGUCUUUUAGGAUGGCUGACGUGGCUGCCGGUUGGCGAAUAAAAGAGGCGCGGAUGAGAAGGCAAAGCUAAAGGCACUAUAUCACUCGUUUCCUCAACCACUGCCGGCGUGACACCUGUCAAAAGGUAGCUGUGAUACUCCGCUUAGCGAGCACGCACCGACAAAAUAACAACCAACAAACCUCGCAGUGAUGUUGCAGGGUUUUUUGUUCUUUGGAUUCCUUAGCUCUUUUUUUUUUUUUCCCCCUUCCUCUUUUUCUAAAAAUACAAGAAACCUGAGGUAUACUACAUUUGCAAUGCACUUACUUUCAUAUAACAGAGAGGCUAAAAGAAAACAUUAAAGUGUCUCGAAUCAACAAUGAAUAGCCAUGUGGUUGGGCUGGAAAGAAAAAAAAAGAAAAAGAAAAGAAAUCACACUGACUGUAAUCCAAUUGUUCCAUCUAGUGGAAGAUAAAGAUACGACAUGCAAGUUAGCAGUAAUGACAGAGAUCCAAGGUCUGACCUAAAAGCACAUUUAUGAUCUCCUGUCGGAAGAUUUCGGUGCGACUUUAUCUGCCUUCUCGCCACGGCCUCGGCCCAGCGGCGCUGGAACAGGACACAGAAGGAAACAGUGAAGGGAAAGAAGUGAAUAUUCAAAGCCUUGUCUGGUCGUAAAGCUUCUAUUUUUGUAAACUUGUUUUUUUUUUUUUUUUUUUGGUUAAAUAAACUCAUGAAAGAGAACGAGGGAGAGAAAAAGAUGUCAGGUAGCACUUAACUAUAUUCCUGCAAUAAUUAGACUAGCUGUUGUUUGUAUGAUUAGGGGAGAAACAUAAAAAUGGUAGGACAAGUGCUAUUUUCAGAAUGCUUUGUUGUUGUGCUUCUGUUUUGUUGAGUGUGUCUUUCUUGUCAGUGUGGUAGUAAAGUGGUAGGAAAAAAAAAAAAAAACAACAACCCUGGAUGUGCCAAACAGUAGUCGUCGCUUCCGCUUUCCAAUCUACUCGUCUGUAACGUAGAAUGGAUUCCUAAGACAUUCCAGCAAAACUCAGUAGCGGCUUCUGGAAAAUAUCUUUUGAAGAAAAAAAAAAAAGAGCAAAAAGAAGAAAAAAAAAACAAAAAGGAAAAAAAGUGAUAUCCCUUUAGAAACCCAAGAAAGCAUGUUAACACAUCUGUCACCGACUGUAACAUAGAAUCCAAUCGUCUGUCUUUGUUUUCCGUUUGCACACUAUCAUUCCUCUGCCGUGCAAUUUGUGCGAGGCGUCAGCGCCUCGUGCUGUCACCCCUCAGGGAAGAGUUUCUUUUGUGCUUUCUGUUCGAGAGGUCAUUUGUUUGUAUUGAUUUGAUUUAUUUCUUAGUUUUUUUUUCUUUUUUUUUUUUGUUCAUUUUUUUUUUUUUUUUUGUUCAGGGAUGUUCCAUGAGAAGUGGUUGAGGUUUUUAAAACAAAUUAAGAAUUCAUCACUGAGUUUUUCAUUCCUCAUGUCCAUACGGGGCCUCCAGCCAAGUCAAGUUUGAAAAACUCAUUUGUAAAAAGUACAAAUCCCAUCAUUUUUUUAUAAAGAGCAGUUUUUCAACAUAUUUAUGUCACAUACAAAUGAAAAAAAAAACAGUUAUGGUGUCAUCAGGGUCUUUACAAAUGAUAACCCUCUUUGUUAGCAAACCAAAUAUUCUUAUGCAAUACUAAAUCUGUUGUGUUUUGGGGUUUGUAGUAGAUAUAUGCUGUACCUGAGUAAUAAUCUCUGUUAUGAUCCAAUGCUAUUUUGGAUAUGCACAAAGCCCUCUAUGACUAGGAAACCUCAGUCUCAGAGCAAAAGAGAAACCCAGUCUGGAACACUGCUAGACAAUCCAGGUCGAGAGCGGCAGCGAGGACGAGGCGUGAACGCUCAGGGAGGUAACAGGUAGACCGAAGAAGCAGCUCGCUUUCCUCUGGAGUUGCGGAGCAUUUGAUUAGCUCUUUUGUGAAUUUUCGAGAUCUUCAAAAAAAAAGAAAAAAAAAAAGAAAAUCUCUUUGAAGCACUCAACUGAUGAGAGGAGCUUGGCUGAACUUCUUUGGCAUAGCACACUGAGCAUGUAGCACGGCGCCUACUGCUCGGAAAAUACCACGGAAAUACAGAUCUGGCUAGUUUCCUGUUUUAAAAAUAUAUGGUGUGUUUCUUAAAAAAAAAAAGAUAUGAUUUGUAAGUCACAUCAACAAUGACGUAUUUUGUAAAAUAUUGGGUGGUCUAAAGUUGACCGCCUUCUUUUCUCAUCAUGUGUUCAGCUUUGAUUUCGCUCAAGUCUAAAUAGUUGAGUUGCUCUUUAAUGUGCUCUACAAAAAUAUUGAUAAGCAAUAUGCCUUGUGUUACAAUUACGGGUCUCCACAAUACAGUCGUCAUCCUUUUGAAUUGACUUUAUUCGUACAGCUGACUCCUGACAUUUAAUGUAAUUCAAACAUAAUAAAGCCCCAUUUUCAUUUAUUUUGUUUUAUUUUAUUUUUGUUCUUGUGUUGUGUGGUUGCAAUAGCGGCAGGAAAGCAGAAAACGGUCAUCAAACACAUGGAUACUUGUAUCUACCUACAAACGAAGCCUUCGCACAGGCCUGAGAAGUGAUGUCCUUCUGUAUAUUCUCAUCUGACGCGUCCCACUUUAAGUAAGGGAUUGAUGCUAUGUGUGCUAUUCAAUCAGUGUAUAGUAUUCAGUAAAAUGUGCUGGUCCCUCUGUCUCUGCUCUGUUGUCUGUUUGUAAAAAGCAAUAGUGUGUGUGUGCGUGCAUGUGUGUGUGUGUGUGUGUCUCUCUGUUCUGACAGUGUGUGAAUAAAAUAAACCCCAGACAAGGCUUUAAUAAUUACAGAGGAACAGGGUUAUUUGGACGAGAAGGGUUUGAUUUUAUUUGACUUGUUUUGUUUUUGUUUUGUUUUGUUUUUUUUUUUAAUAAAAACAAUGAAAAGGAAAAAAAGGUUUUUUGGAAAUGCUGCGCUUGAUCCAUCCAUGAUAGGUGUAGGUUUUAAAAAGCAUGACAUAAUGCCUUCAACAAUUCAUGGGUCUGCAGGGUGCUGUGAGGCCACAGUAUUUAAAAUAGACAGAAAAAAAGACGAGCCUCGCUCGGACCUGCACUGCCAGCACCGCACCGGCCCGGGCUGAAAUGAUCUGAAAUGAAUUUUGGACCGUCAAUCGUGGAAAUGAGUCUCCUUGACCGUAAAUUGUGAAGAUCAGCGUUAUGUCACGCUUCAAGUUGCCAGUGGUGUUACCCAGAAUUACCAGUCAGUCGUCACAUUUUAAC
Molecule: messenger RNA, 6142 nt
Organism: Salarias fasciatus (jewelled blenny)
Lineage: Eukaryota; Metazoa; Chordata; Actinopteri; Blenniiformes; Blenniidae
Gene: roraa
Product: RAR-related orphan receptor A, paralog a
Exons: 10
Coding region: 222-1766 (514 amino acids)
Biological process (GO): regulation of transcription by RNA polymerase II
Cellular component (GO): nucleus
Molecular function (GO): RNA polymerase II cis-regulatory region sequence-specific DNA binding; zinc ion binding; nuclear receptor activity
Source: RefSeq, a predicted model, not a curated record